AUGCCUCGCCCACAGCAGGUGACCCAAGGUCCCAUGAACGCGUUGCACAAGGCCGCUUGGGGCGGCUCCGUCGAGAUGACAGGCGCGAUUCUUUCCAGCAGGGGAGCACCCAACAUCGACAUGGGCAAUCCCAACGCCGCAACCGCUCUCAUGAUAGCUGCGGUCAAGGACCACCCGGGUGUUGUGAACACUCUAUUGAGCAAAGGGGCGAACGUAUCACUCGCGGAUCCUAGCGGCUAUUCGGCUAUACACAUCUCGGCCCAGGGUGGGAAGCUGUCCAUAACCAAAAUGCUCAUCGAGGCCGGCGCGUGCGUCGACGCUACCACCCGCGCCGGCAAUACGCCUCUUCAUCUGGCCGCCAACGAGGGGCGCACGGAGGUGAUCCGAGCGCUGGUCGACGCCGGCGCGAAGGUUGACUGCCGCAUGCCCGACGGAGCGACGCCGAUGUACCUCGCGGCCGAGAACGGGCACGCGGCCACCAUCGGGGUCCUCUUGCGCGCGAAGGCAGACCCGCUCUUGUGCUCGCACACGCCGAUGGGGGUAUCCUACGUCCCGUUGGAAAUGGCGGCGCUACACGGGAACCCGGACGUAGCGCGGGAGAUGAUACGACAGGUCGGCAUCCGAGGAUGUGGCGGCCCAAGCGGCGGCGUAGAAGCCUUGCGUCAGGCUGCUGACGAGGAGCAUCUCGAGUUCAUGGCCGUGUUGUUGGACGCCGGCGUCGUCGACACAGGCCCGGCCCUCAUUCUUGCCGCGGAGAACGGUCGGGCCGUCGCGGUCAAGUUUCUCUUGCGGCGGCGCCAGGAUGACGCCGACGCGUACGUGAACGGCACCAGGGACCCUUACGGCCGAACGCCGGUGAUGUGCGCCGUCGACGUCGGCGCCGGCCGGCUCUGCUCGCCCAAGAUCGUGCGGCUGCUGGUUGAUGCCGGAGCGAACACGACGCGGGCCGUCGGAGUCACGAGGAUUACCCCUCGGUGGGAAAAGACCAGCGAGACGCCGCUGGCUUUCACGACCCGUUUGUUGCGGGAGGGGAGAGUCGACGGCGAAGCCGCCACCAAGGAGCAGCUGCAGAGGCUGAAGGAAACUCGCUGCCUUCUUUCGCGGGCGGAGGCCGUUCAUGCAGUCUCUUGGUUGUGGGCCAGCAGUGAGUCCCCCCGCAUCGCCCAAGCGACAGGGAGCACAGAGAUCGAGACGGCUUCAACGGCGGUGGCAACACCGCUGCAGGCCAUGUCCCCGAUGCUGAGACGAAAGCCUGGGACGCGUGGUGUUCUGUUGAAGACCCUGUUUAGGUGGGUGGGGCUAUGGUACGAUGACGCUCGCCGUGUAUUUAAUGUUGUGUCGGGGUUUGGGUGUGGACUUACAGGAGUUGUGGCUUUGACUGACGUGUACCUAGUAGCGGACUUUGCGCCGACUAUAUACUUAUCUUGUGGUGCCUUCGAUACAGGUACUCGCGCAAAGUUUGACUGCUACGGCUUGGCCCUGGUGGUUUCUCCGGCCUCUAGCUUCCCCACGCUCGAAUGGAGUCGCCCAUGGUGCACGCCAGAGGCAGCAUCAGCAUCAGCAGCAGUAGCAUCAGCGUGACGCUGGCUUUUCACGGGAAGGGGACGCCUCUUGUGCUUGGAUCACAGGCGGCACCUAUCUUUUUAAAAAGGUGCACCCCCUUUGGGGGCAGUUGGCUUGUGACCGCGGAAGGCUUCCGCGUCAGUUGGACCAUCACGGACAUUCGAAGGUACUAAGCGGAGACAGCGGAGACCGGAACGGUUUUUAAUGUGAAGGAAACAACGACCUUUAAUAGUACGAAUGAAAUGCCUUCAUGUGCGCGCCCGUCACACCAUAAGAGCUCGUGCUGUUCUUGUGCGUUACCAACGAGCUAUUUAAUUUGUGUGGAUGUAUGGGUAGUAUUACUAGCAACCGUGAAGCUCCGGUUGAGAUGCCCUUGGCGUUGGUGGUUAUGGAGGAUUGCUUGUGGUGAAUGACGGGAGUUAUCUGGUUUUGUUCUGCAGGUCGAAAGCACGAUGGAGCUGUCUGUCCUUGCUGGCUUUUUUUUUUUUACAGGAGUCGCCUGAGCGUGGUUCGAGAAGUAAUGUGCCGCAAGGUUUGUUGUGCGUAGCAACGAGAAUCCGUGGCUAUAACGAGGGAUGGCGUGAGAUGCAAGAUAUCUCGGAGUGCGUGUGUGCGCAGCGUUUCGGCAUUACGCUUGUAAGCAGCUUGUUUGUUAUAUUUUUGUCCGCCCCCGCUCAUGACUUCGAUUUGGUGCAAGAUGCGUCGGAUAAUCGGUGCAUUCCUGCAGAGAGGAGUGUGGUUUGUAGCAGCAGCAUGAGCAAAAUAUAUGUUAGAGCGCAUUCUUGCAUUCCCA
Messenger RNA from Ectocarpus sp. CCAP 1310/34, 2356 nucleotides. NCBI's taxonomy places the organism in Eukaryota, Phaeophyceae, Ectocarpales, Ectocarpaceae. The record is from the annotation of a GenBank genome assembly.